CACGCUGACAUAUAUUCUCGCAGGCACACAUCCAGUUUCCAAGAUGGCGGCAGAAAAGUGUAAAGAACUCGUGGAAAACAUUUCAAACGCAUCUGGAGAUGAAAUCGUCGCGUUUUUACGAGAUUUAAGUGUAUUAAUCAGUUCUUCGCCAAACAUUCGAGACCUAGCGAGUCUUAUACCAAGUGAACGGCUUUUCAACUGCCUUAGAACAACGAACACAGACCAGAUAACCUACUGUAAGAACAUCUUGAAAAAUAUCCUCAAAUUUGAAAAGCCAGAUGCCCCCGCUACAAAAUACCACGAUGCUGUUAUAGAAGGCCUUAAUCAUCCCACUGAAGAUGUGCGGGAACUUUGCUUAAUCGAGUUGGAGAGAUGUUCAGGGACAGUGAAUGGAGUUCUUGCUUUGAUGGAUAAAGAAGAUUUGUUAUCUUAUAUCGCGAGGGGAAUGGCGGAUGAGCACCUAAAAAAUGCACAAAUUGCAAGUAACGUGUUUACAAAUCUUGCAAAGCAUGAGGCUGGUCUCAAAGUGUUAUUCGAUAGCCAUUUACAAAGUGAGUUUAACGCGUUAUUAAAGACCAAAGACACUGUGCGCAUGCGCGUUUACGAUAUGUACAUCACAGUGCAGGCCCAUUCGCCAAAGGCAUUCGAUGUUUGCAAAGAGUCUGGUAUUUUUGAGAAGCUGAUAUCAGAGCUGGAUGGAAGAGACGUUCUUGUCCAGAUGAAUUGCCUGGAACUGUUGACUAAACUGGCAAGCAUUAGUCCAUCUGGCUUGGAAUACCUUGACCAGAAGGGUGUGGUUACGAAACUCAACAAUCUCCUGUUAGAAGUAGAGACGGACCCUUUGAUAACCCUGAUCAUUCCAGGGAUCAUCAAAUUCUUUGGAACCCUUGCCACUGCCCAUCCCCUGGAGACAACCCAACAAUACCCACAAUUCCUUGAGCAAACCUACUCCAUGAUAAGCUGCGGCGACCCUACCCUUAUGCCUAUUGCCAUGGAAACCAUUGGCGUCAUUGCACACUCAGAGGAUGGUCUACGAGCAGUGUUCAAUAACCAGGGAAGAAACAAACACAUUAUGAAAACCAUCUUUGGUCAUGCAACCUCGUCACAAGUUGACCUAAGGAAGAGGGCCUUAGAAGCACUGGCAUCAAUAUUUUACUCUGAGCAGUUGACGCCAUCUGAGGAAUUAUGCGAGUUUGCCAAGGUGCUUUAUAAAAAUAUGGCAGCGGCACCACUCGAGGCUAUAUUCACUGUUGCUAAGCAACCAUUUGAGGAGCUGCGAUGCAGUGCACUCUGUUUGCUAAGAAGCCUGGCUCGGUAUCAAUGGGCACUGCAGGAUAUGAUUAACUGCCCAGGAUUCUUAGAGUAUCUAUUAGAUCGGCGGACAGAAUUUGAGAAAUCCGGCAAAGAGCACAAGUACGACCUCAUCAAGGAGCUUGUGCACUUUCCUCCAGCCAAGCAGAUCUUUGAUCGGCCCUACUUCCUGCGCCUUCAGGAGUAUGAAAGAGAGGGACCAUUCUUUGCUCGUGCAGAGGCCGCUGUGGCCUUUGAAGGAGCAGACUGAAUCCUAGACCUUGUUUACUUAAAAUCAUAGAAAAAGGUUCUUCAAACAAGAGUUGUACAUGGAGGUAUUAAAAACAAAUUGCAUUAUGUGCAGGAAAUUGGCAUACUAAAAAGUUUAUGGAUCUGGCCCUUGUCAUGGUUUACUAAUAGUUCCAUUAAAUGUCAAAUUUCAAUCAAA
Molecule: messenger RNA, 1738 nt
Organism: Nematostella vectensis (starlet sea anemone)
Lineage: Eukaryota; Metazoa; Cnidaria; Anthozoa; Actiniaria; Edwardsiidae
Product: 26S proteasome non-ATPase regulatory subunit 5
Exons: 3
Coding region: 44-1561 (505 amino acids)
Biological process (GO): proteasome assembly
Cellular component (GO): cytosol
Source: RefSeq, a predicted model, not a curated record